AUGGCUGAGGAAAACAGUACGGACACUUCCAUAAUAUGUUACGCGCCAAGCAUGAUCACCACCAAUGGUGUUUGGCAAGGCGACAACCCUCUCGAUUUCUCUCUUCCUCUCUUUGUUCUUCAGCUUACAUUGGUCGUUGUCGUCACUCGUUUCUUUGUCUUUGUUCUCAAACCAUUUCGCCAACCUCGUGUCAUCUCCGAGAUCCUUGGAGGAAUCGUGCUGGGGCCAUCGGUGCUUGGGCGCUACGAGAAAUUCGCCAACACAGUAUUCCCUCAGAGAAGUGUGAUGGUACUUGAAACAAUGGCUAACGUUGGUUUACUUUACUUCCUUUUUCUAGUGGGUGUUGAGAUGGACAUUAUGGUCGUGCGCAAGACAGGGAAGCGAGCAAUAACCAUCGCUAUUGGUGGUAUGGUCUUACCCUUCCUCAUUGGUGCAGCUUUCUCUUUCUCUAUGCACAGAUCUGAUGACCAUUUGGGACAAGGCACAUACAUACUCUUCCUCGGUGUAGCUCUCUCCGUUACCGCGUUCCCUGUCCUCGCAAGGAUCCUUGCUGAGCUCAAACUCAUCAACACCGAGAUUGGUCGGAUCUCCAUGUCAGCAGCCUUGGUCAACGACAUGUUCGCUUGGAUUCUAUUAGCCUUAGCCAUAGCUUUGGCCGAGAGUGAGAAAACUUCAUUUGCUUCCCUUUGGGUCAUGAUCUCUAGUGCAGCUUUCAUAGCCGUUUGUGUGUUCCUUGUGAGGCCAGGGAUUUCUUGGAUCAUACGCAAAACCCCUGAGGGUGAGAACUUUAGUGAGUUCUACAUAUGUCUCAUCUUGACAGGAGUCAUGAUCUCUGGUUUCAUCACCGAUUCAAUUGGAACACAUUCAGUCUUUGGUGCUUUUGUGUUUGGUCUUGUGAUCCCUAAUGGACCUCUUGGUCUCACCCUCAUAGAGAAGCUUGAAGAUUUUGUCUCUGGACUUCUCUUACCUCUCUUCUUUGCCAUAAGUGGUCUCAAGACUAAUGUAGCUGCCAUCGAAGGCCCCGCCACGUGGCUAACUCUCAUGCUUGUUAUCUUCCUAGCAUGUGCUGGAAAAGUCAUUGGUACUGUUAUUGUCGCGUUUUUCCAUGGCAUGCCGGUUCGUGAAGGGAUAACUAUUGGUUUGUUAUUAAACACAAAAGGUCUCGUUGAAAUGAUUGUCCUUAACGUUGGAAAAGACCAAAAGGUUUUAGAUGAUGAGACUUUUGCUACGAUGGUGCUUAUAGCUUUGGUUAUGACUGGUGUCAUAACUCCUAUAGUAACCGUUCUUUACAAACCGGUGAGACGUUCGGUUUCUUACAAGAGACGAACGAUCCAACAGACAAAGCCAGAUAGUGAGCUUAGAGUACUUGUAUGCGUCCAUACACCACGUAACGUUCCAACUAUAAUAAACCUUCUAGAAGCUUCACACCCUACAAAGAGAUCUCCAAUAUGCAUAUACGUCCUACAUCUCGUUGAGCUCACUGGUCGAGCCUCCGCGAUGCUGAUCGUCCAUAGUACUAGAAAAUCUGGACGACCAGCGCUUAACAGGACACAAGCUCAAUCAGAUCACAUCAUUAACGCCUUUGAGAACUAUGAACAACAUGCUGCCUUUGUCGCUGUUCAGCCGUUGACAGCUAUUUCGCCUUACUCAACUAUGCAUGAGGACGUGUGUAGCUUAGCAGAGGACAAACGUGUGUCCUUUAUAAUCAUACCGUUUCAUAAACAACAAACGGUGGAUGGAGGGAUGGAAGCAACCAAUCCAGCUUACCGUUUAGUUAACCAGAACUUACUUGGAAACUCUCCUUGCUCCGUUGGGAUUCUUGUGGACAGAGGACUCAACGGUGCCACGAGGUUGACUUCAAACACUAUCUCUCUCCAAGUUGCUGUUCUGUUUUUCGGUGGUCCUGACGAUAGAGAAGCCUUGGCUUACGCUUGGAGAAUGGCUGAGCAUCCUGGUAUUAGUUUAUCUGUGUUAAGGUUUAUUCCUGAUGAAGAUGUGGCAGAACCUGCUUCCAUGACUGUGGACAUGAAGAAGCAGAGACAGCUUGAUGAUGAGUACAUCAAUACCUUCAGAGCAGCGAACGCGGAACAUGAGUCAGUUCUUUAUGUGGACAAAGUGGUUAGCAAUGGAGAGGAGACUGUUGCUGCAGUGAGGUCAAUGGAUAGUUCUCAUGAUCUGUUUAUAGUUGGAAGAGGAGAAGGGAUGGUGUCUCCUCUCACCGCAGGUUUAACUGAUUGGAGUGAGUGUCCUGAGCUUGGUGCCAUUGGAGAUUUGCUUGCGUCUUCAGAUUUUGCAGCCACUGUCUCGGUCCUUGUGGUGCAGCAGUAUGUUGGGUCAUGGUCACAGGAGGAUGAUAUGGAUUUGCCUGAUAGUCCGGUACACUCACAUGGUUUAGAGAAUCCACGGUAG
Messenger RNA from Eruca vesicaria subsp. sativa (arugula), 2409 nucleotides. The record is from the annotation of a GenBank genome assembly. NCBI's taxonomy places the organism in Eukaryota, Viridiplantae, Streptophyta, Magnoliopsida, Brassicales, Brassicaceae.